AUGUCAUUUCCUUCUUGGUGGAAAAACGAGGAAUCCAGCUUUUUAGGCGUUAAUAAGGCUAUUCAGCGCAAUAUUGAAAACGGGCGCUGGAAAGAGCCGAAGCCUAUACAGAUGCAAGCUAUUCCUACUUUGCUGGAGCGGCGUGAUUUCAUUGGAUCGGCGCCGACCGGUUCGGGAAAGUCGGGUGCCUUUAUCAUUCCGUCCCUCUUUCUAAGCAGCGCUCCGCAUCACAAAUUGAAGUCAUCUCGAGAAGGUGAGAUUCGGGGGUUGAUCUUGGCCCCGUCCUUGGAAUUGGCAGCUCAAUUGCAUCGCGAAAUCGAGCGCCUUGGUAUUGGCAAACCCGGUGGAUUGUCGUCUCUUCUACUGUCUAGGUCAAACGCGUCCCAAGUUAUUGGAGGUAGUGCCGGGGGAAAGAGUGGACUCGAUAUGCUCGUCUCUACUCCAUUGCGGCUCGUCGAUGCGAUAGAAAAGGGCUUGCGGCUAAAUUCAGUACGAAUAGUGGUACUUGACGAAGCGGAUCGUCUCCUCGACGCUACUGAUGGGAAAAGAGCCCGAAAGCCAAAGGGGGAGGCAGGAACGGAGUCGAUUGUAGAAGACGAAGAGGAGGAGGAAGAAGAAGAAGAUGACAGUAGUCAAUCUUUUCUUGCACAAAUGGACAUUGUACUGAGUGAAGUGCCAUCAACGGCAACGCGUGCUCUAUUCUCGGCUACCGUCACGCCGACUGUACGCUUCUUGGCUGAAUCUAUUCUGCGAAACCCUUUAGACGUCACAAUUGCCAACUCAGGCUCCGUUGGUGGUGCAAAUACAGAUAUCGAGCAAGAGUUAAUGUUUGUUGGAAAGGAACAGGGCAAACUCCUUGCUAUACGGCAACUGGUCCAGCGAGGACAGCUCCAUCCUCCUGCCAUAAUAUUUUUGGAGAGUAAAAAUCGAGCGCAAGCGCUAUUUGGAGAACUUUUGUAUGAUGGUAUUCAUGUGGACGUUAUCCAUGCGGGUCGCUCCAAAUCUGCCAGGGAAAAUGCGGUUGCCAAGUUUCGUCGAGGUGAUACUUGGGUUUUGAUCUGUACCGAUCUCGUCGCUCGUGGUGUGGACUUCAGAGCCGUGAAUAUGGUCAUCAAUUAUGAUUUACCCUCAUCAGGUAUCGACUAUGUACAUCGUAUUGGUCGAACAGGGCGCGCCGGUCGCAAAGGAAAAGCCAUUACCUUCUUUACAGAGGGGGACUUUGAGAACUUGCGAACUAUUGCCAAUAUUAUCAAGCAGAGCGGCUGUAACGUAGAGGACUGGAUGCUGAAUCUACCAAGAAAGAGCAACAAAAAGAACGCGAAUUCCGUGGUUCGACGACGGGAACGAAUCAGCACGACACCCGAGUAUGACCGCCAAAAAAAACGCCGACGACAACAGGCCAUAGAACACAACAAAAAGAAGUUGAAAAUGUCAACUACUUCGCAAGAAUAG
Molecule: messenger RNA, 1452 nt
Organism: Phaeodactylum tricornutum CCAP 1055/1
Lineage: Eukaryota; Bacillariophyta; Bacillariophyceae; Surirellales; Neidiaceae
Exons: 3
Coding region: 1-1452 (483 amino acids)
Biological process (GO): maturation of SSU-rRNA
Cellular component (GO): 90S preribosome
Molecular function (GO): ATP binding; nucleic acid binding
Source: RefSeq, a predicted model, not a curated record